Messenger RNA from Tuber aestivum (summer truffle), 3433 nucleotides. Lineage: Eukaryota; Fungi; Ascomycota; Pezizomycetes; Pezizales; Tuberaceae. The record is from the annotation of a GenBank genome assembly.
UUAUGCAUGACUCCUUCCCGGAAACUCGAGCUGAGGGAGGAAGCUCGUGUCAGCUUCCGUCACGGUUGGGAAAACUACAUGAUGCGGGCGUUUCCUCAAGAUGAGGUUGGUUCGCCCUUUGCCCCCCUUUCCACCCGUGCACCUCUUUGGUCCAUCGUUCUGGGCGAGCUAACUAACUAUAUAGAUUUCAGAUCAAGCCUUUAUCAUGCGCUCCUCAUUACCGCGACCGGGAUAAUCCGAACAACAUUGGCCGAAACGAUGCAAUGGGGGAGUUUUCCCUCACCGCUAUCGACACGCUUAGCUCCCUCGCCCUGAUGGCGGAUAGUAGCGAUCUUGAUGCGGAGAGGUUUUGGGAAACGGUUGGGGAGGUGGUGAGGAUUUAUUGGUUUGUUGAUUGGUUGGCUUGCGUAACUAAGCUGAUGGAUUCGAAAGGUACAAUGAGCCGAAGGAGUGCGACGCAGUUACCGAGAAUUGUGGUGAGAAGACGAGCUCUUGGGGGAGAUUUCAUAAUAGGAGUCGGGAGUCUCGGGGGUUUGAUAUUGAUGCCAAGGUUCAGGUAUGUCGUCUCGAAUCAGGGCUCAGGCACCUGUCCUAAUGUUAUAUAGGUGUUUGAAACAACGAUUAGGACGUUGGGAGGACUAUUGUCUGCUCACCUUUUUGCUACCCGCUCAUUGGCUUCACUACCCGCCGGUGUACAGCCAAAGUACGAGUAUAGAGAUGAACUAUUAGAUCUAGCCUACGAUUUAGGCCUUCGGUUACUUCCCGCCCUCACGGAAUCUCCCACCGGCCUCCCUUACCCUCGGAUCAACCUUCGGUACGGUCUCCCGCACAAGAUAAAGAACCCAGCCUACUACAGGUUUCCCCGGCGCGCCCCACACCCACACCCUGACCCUCGGCCAUGGGCGCCUGCAGGGGAACAUCAGAGCGAGAAGCAAUGGGGCAAUCCCACAAAGCCCGGGAGUGUGAAGGAAAUAGCUUCGGAGGAGAUAACCGAGACCUGCACUGCUGGCGCCGGUUCGUUGGUGCUGGAAUUUACAACCCUAUCCCGGCUAACCGGAGAUCUCCGGUUCCAGGAAGCGGCAAAGAGGGCAUUCGAGGCGGUUUGGGACCGGCGAAGCGACUUGGGAUUGUUUGGCGGCGGAGUCGACGCUGAAAGCGGACUCUGGAAUGGGCCCGUCGGGGGUGUAGGUGCUGGAAUGGACAGCUUUUUCGAAUAUGCAUUCAAAGCUUUUGUCUUAUUCGCUGGAGACGAAUUCGGCGAGGAUUCGUGGUUUUGGAAAGUCUGGGAGAAAAGCAGUGAGGCUGUCAGGACGCACAUGAGAAUGGAAAUCCCGACUAUGUGGUGGAGUAAUGUCCACUUCGGCACCGGCGCUCCCGUGCAGGGUGCGUCAUCGUGGACGGAUUCACUCAGUGCAUUUUGGCCGGGAUUGUUGGCUGCUAGUGGAGAGGUCGAGGAAGCUACCAGAGGAAAUCUGUUUUACUCUGCGUUGUGGAGCAGGUUCUCGGCAUUGCCGGAGAGAUGGAAUUUUAGGACCGGGUCCGUAGAGGGGGGGUUGGGUUGGUAUCCGGGGCGACCGGAGUUUGCUGAGAGUACCUACAUGUUGUAUCGGGCUACUAAAGACCCUUGGUACUUGUAUGUUGGAGAAAUGAUCAUUAGGGAUCUUAAAAGGAGGUGCUGGGGAAAAUGCGGAUGGGCGGGACUGCAGGAUGUCAAGACGGGUGAAAGACAAGACAGGAUGGAGAGCUUUUGGCUUGGGGAGACAUGGACCUAUUUAUUCCUGUUAUUUGAUGAAGGUCUGUCUGGCUCUUUCUCUCUCUAAUACCCGCGUCCUAACAAUCCAGACCAUCCUCUUCACAAGGGAGACGAUCCAUGGGUAUUCACGACGGAGGGACAUCCUAUAAUCCUCCCCAAAUCUAAGCAACGAAUUCGGUCAUCAGGAACCUAUCCCGCGCUACCAUUAUCCUGCCCCAACCCAGCCCCAACAUCGAUCCCCUUCUUCUCUACUACUGCUUCUCGUCCCGAUGUUUUCCACGCCUCGCACUUUACUAGGCUUCACACUCUCCCAAAGACCCUUCCGACAGAGUUAUCACCUCUGCAACCGUCGGAUCUCGACAUCUACGCAGAAAAUUCCUACUUUUGGUCACCCUCCAAUUCAACCUUCUACCCUUGGACUCUUCCCCCGUAUCUUGUCCCCCCGGGCUCCAUCUGCUCCCCCUUACCUGCUCUUGAAUCCUUCGAUCUCAUAUUUCCGCAACCCAAAGCACAGCUCUCAUCCGCUUCCGGCUCUAGCGAUAUUUUCGGCGCAGCUACUGCUGGUAUGGUGAAACGAGUACAGGGCGGUAUCAGUAUUUCCGGCAGCAUGCGUGGGGUCCGUAUGGGAAUGACAAACGAACAUGGGGUCCUCCGCAUAACCAAUAUUGGAGGGACCUCCUUGGGCAAAAGCGAGAUUGUCUUUUUGGAAGACAAUGUGAUCGAUAAGAGCGGCGCAACGAUGGACCCCAACUUUCAGAUUGUGCUCGAUCACGAAUACGUAGACUUGAUCAUACAGUAUGCAGACGACAUUCGUGCUGCUAAACGCGAGGAGGAGCUGAAGCAAGUGCCAAUUAUUCCGGAGACAAAAACGGCUCUUGGAGAAUUGCUUAGCAGACUGGGGUUUACUAGUCUCGAGACACAACUUAACGAUCUGCUCAGCCUAUACAACGACGGCGACGGCGGCGACGACGAAGCUGCCCCAACAAGCACUAGCUCUCCACGAUUACACGCUUUCGCCGGGAUCAUUCCUACGGGUAUAGGCGCGGCGGGCAUUCCAACCACAACACCAGUAUUCGCAGACAUCCAUAUCCUCAAAUAUCCCGCUUGCGCACCCAUCCAAUCCAACAGCAUCCCGAAAACCGCCCAAGUUCUCAUUGUUCCCCGGGGUGCCUGCGCCUUCUCCCAGAAGCUCCAGCAUAUACCGAGUUUCAUCCGUCUUGUGAUAUUCUUGGAUAAAAGUACCUCGACACCACAAGACCUUGUUCGGCCGUUGCUGGAUAAAGAAAAUGAAUAUGGUAUUAUGGCGGUUAUGGUGGCUGGCGGUGGGAAGGAGUGGGAGAGGGAGGUGGGGAGUCUGACAUUGAGGAGGAGGUGGAGUGUUUGGGUCAAGGACACCAGGGUGGGUAAUAUUGUGGUUUUGUAGAAUAGGAAUUGGUGUCUGGAGUUUUUGCAUUGCUUUACUCAUUAUUCUACGGUCAAAGGGGGUAUGUAGGUAUUUAUGAGGGCGGGAUCGCGUUGUUUGGUGGGAUGAUACCGUGAUGGUUAGUCUGUAUGUCAGUGGGGCAGUUCAUGUACUGUAUGAGAGUCUCACGCUUGGUUUAUCGGGUUGACAUUAAUGAUCCUGUUAGGAUUUGUCCUAGCCUAUUAGAAUUAGUGUUUAUAUUGAGCCGCUCAUAUUGG